AUGAUCCCCAAUUUCUUCAAUAGUUUUCCGAACCUUCAAUUGGCUUCUUAUGCACAUUUCGCUGAGAGUGGAACCAAUAAUGCACAGAAUGGAAUCAAUACAUUAAUAAAGAAGGGAUCCAAUAAUGCAGAGAAUGGAACAAACACUGGGAGAAGGCUUCUCGAAGAUGAAAAUUCAAGGGGUUCGCUGGAUGGUGGCUCAAAAUUUAAAGAGAAUGACCACAUGAAAAUGUUCAUGUUAGAAGCAGAUGCUGAUUCUUCUUUCGAGUUAUUCCGUGAUAGUGAUGAAUUAGCCGACGAGUACAUUUAUGACUACGAUGAUGACGUUUCCAUGUGA
This is a messenger RNA of Dovyalis caffra, 336 nucleotides long. The record is from the annotation of a GenBank genome assembly. Lineage: Eukaryota; Viridiplantae; Streptophyta; Magnoliopsida; Malpighiales; Salicaceae.